Molecule: messenger RNA, 360 nt
Organism: Sclerotinia borealis F-4128
Lineage: Eukaryota; Fungi; Ascomycota; Leotiomycetes; Helotiales; Sclerotiniaceae
Source: the annotation of a GenBank genome assembly
AUGCUCAUGUACAAAGUACAAGGUGCGCCACGAAUUAUGCCGGGAUCCUGCAGGCUUUUCGAGAUACAGGAAGAAAAGCUCGAGGAGUUUAAAGAGAAGUGCAGGGAAUCGCUCGAAGAGUAUGGAAAGAAGAAGAGGGAAAUGACGGGGAAAGGAAAGGGAAAGAAAAAGAAAGGGAGAGCAUUAGAGAAUCCUCAUCUUGCCCUUGCCUGUAAGAUAAUGGAAUCUUUGCACACAAAUGAAGCGGGAACACCAUGGCUCUGCCUCUACAUCGCAAAGAAGAAGAAGAAGGAAGACAAAAGACUUUCCCAGCCCAAGUCACAGUCAAAGCCAAAAGAGUAUUCCCACCUUCAUCAAUAA